This is a messenger RNA of Penaeus chinensis, 1635 nucleotides long. RefSeq lists its product as uncharacterized. The record is from RefSeq and is a predicted model, not a curated record. The transcript is spliced from 8 exons. Bases 96 to 1523 code for a protein of 475 amino acids. Lineage: Eukaryota; Metazoa; Arthropoda; Malacostraca; Decapoda; Penaeidae.
ACGACAUAGGGCACGAGCAGAAGGCAGAAGGCAGAGCACGUCCAUGUCUUAAAUCCUUAGUCUUUUUAGGCUCUCUUUCUCUCUGUCCCGACACCAUGGCCGCUUGCCUGAGGUCCCUGAGGUACGGACUGCCCCCGAGAGUGCCUGGGAGCGGGAAUUCCGUCCGAGGAAGCGCGGAAGGAGGGAGAUUGCUGACCCGGGCGGCUGCAGGAGGGUACCGAGUGCAGGAAAGUGUGCAAAGUGCACCUAGCACACCUCUUCACCAGAGCAGCAAAUCAUGGAAUCUGAUCCAACAGCAGCAACACUUGGAAGAAGGAUCAUUCUCAGCCCCAGAUUUAGCUCUUGGCGAAUCACCAAUCACAAUGUUGGAAGUAUCUGAUUGGUUGCAUAAAGUGCAGGCUGAACCGGUGGGCCUGGACGUGACCAGUGUAUUUCGAUACAGCAAUGCAGUUGGAGAACAUUUCCAUUCUUUUGACCCCUUAGGUGUUGGCAUCAGUCCUGUUUCGCAAAGUGUAGAUGAAAUUCAGAUAAAUGUAUGCACAGCAGUAGUUUGCCACGAUGACAACACCAGCGUGAGAACGUUCCAGCUCCCUCCAAAUGCUCUCUGGUACCCUCUUGGAUCCAAGCAAGAAGGAGAUAAAGUAGUUUGCUCAUUGAAAUACAGUCCGUUAGAAGAUAAAGUUUUUGAGGAAUUAUCUCCAUCGAUUCAGUAUUUUGAUCAAGAAGUCCCAUUACAAGUUGGGGACACUUCACCCACACCUGUGCAGCUCCAAGAAACUGCAAAAGAAGAUACUCUGUUCGUUAGUGACAUAACUCAAGAAAAUACUGUCUACUGCACUGACAGGAGUCCCAGUCAGUCAGACUCUGAGAUGACUGGUCCUUCAGGAAAGCCAAGCAUGGAGCAGCUCACUGUUAUUUUUGAUGUUUUAAGUGAAACGUUGCCAAAAUUGUUUAUUCAACCAAUGGACUACAAAAUAUAUUCUCAAGACAUCGUUUUUGAGAACCGCAUCAGAGGGACUGUCACCACAGGUUUGAUGGCCUAUGUGAAACAGGUUGCACUUCUUCGAACAGUGGGCCAUUUGAAGUUUGCUUUUGUCAAGUUUGAAAUCCUGAAAAUGACUAAGCAUCCUGAAGAUGGAACAGUUAGGGUGCGUUGGAGAAUAAAAGGGCUCUCUGGGUUGAAGGCUAUGAUACAGUUUUGGAAGAUCAGGUUGUGGAACUGGAAGGGCGUUGUUGAUCAGAUGGAAAGUUGGUAUGAUGGCUUCUCCACUUUCUACGUAGGUGGAGAUGGUCUUGUUCACAGACAUGUUGCUGACAGUAUGAUGCCAGAUGAAGAACAAGUAGUGCAGAAAGGUCCAUUAGCUGCCAAGAUGGCACUCCUACUUGGCCUCACACACCGACCAAAUUUAGGGGAUGCAAACAGCAUGAUGCCCUUUGAUCUUACAUCAGUUUCUUCGGCACACAAGGAAGAGGAGGCAGAUAAUUAUUUACAGUUAAUGCUACCUCUGGAGAAGAUAUAUUAAACAUGAAAAAUUAGACAUUAUAUAUGUAUAAAUAUGUGUGUGUGUGUGUGUGUGUGUGUGUGUGUGUGUGUGUGUGUGUGUGUGUGUGUGUGUGUGUGUGUGUGUGUGUGUG